Phalaenopsis equestris is the source of this 1727-nucleotide messenger RNA. RefSeq names its product flavonoid 3'-monooxygenase-like. The record is from RefSeq and is a predicted model, not a curated record. Lineage: Eukaryota; Viridiplantae; Streptophyta; Magnoliopsida; Asparagales; Orchidaceae. The coding region runs from base 110 to 1630 and encodes 506 amino acids. Gene Ontology annotation, molecular function: oxidoreductase activity, acting on paired donors, with incorporation or reduction of molecular oxygen; monooxygenase activity; iron ion binding. The transcript has 3 exons.
CCGGUUAGGAAUCUCGGAGCUUCGGACGACUUGCACAAGAACACAAAGCUAGCUUAUUUAUACACCAUACUAGAAAUAAUAGAAUCAGCACACAACCAAAAAAAAAAAAAUGAUUGUCAUCAUCCUUUCCAUUCUCUUCUUCUCAGCACUCCUCCUCUCAUCUCUCUUUCCAACCCUCACCGAUCGCCGCCGCCCUCCCCUGCCUCCAGGGCCAAAAGGCUGGCCUUUGGUCGGCAACCUCCUCCAACUGGGCACCAAGGUACACCAAACCCUUCAGCACCUAUCAAACUCUCAUGGUUCUUCCGGCCUCCUUCGUCUCCGCUUAGGCACCGUCGACGUCAUCGUCAUAUCCUCCGCCUCGGCUGCCGCCAAGUGCUUUCGCAGCCACGACGCCAAACUCAGCAGCCGCCCCCCGAAUUCGCUGGGCAGGCACUUUGCCUACAACUUCCAAGAUCUCAUAAUGGCGCCCUACGGGCCGCGGUGGCGGAUGCUCAGGAAGAUCUGCGCCACGCAUCUAUUCUCAACUAAGGUCCUGGAUAGCUUCCAGCACGUGCGUGAAGACGAAUUGGCGACGCUCGUUCGCGACCUGGCUUCAGACAGAGAUGCGGUGAUUGAUGUGGGAGCGGUGGUCAACUCGUGCGCAACAAAUGCUCUGGCACGUGUGUUAGUUGGACGGCGGGUGAUCGUCGGAGGCGAGGAGGCGGCCAAGUUCAAGGAAAUUGCCGCGGAGAUAUCGAAAGUUGCAGGGGAAUUCAAUGUUGGAGAUUUUGUGCCUUGGAUCGAUUGGCUAGACCUACAGGGCCUGAAUAAAAAGAUGAGGAGAAUCCGGGAACGAUUUGGCGAAUUUCUGGACAAAGUAAUCGAAGAGCACCGUUUGCAGAGAGUCAAUCACACUAAAGAUUUUCUCAGUGUGCUUAUUGAGAUGAAUGGCAGCGCAGAAGGGGAGCAGGAUGAGAUCAUCGACAUCAACAUCAAAGCUUUGCUCCAGGAUAUGUUCAUUGCAGGAACUGAAACUGUGUCUAUUACGGCAGAAUGGGUAUUAGCGGAGCUCAUUCGCCACCCACAUAUUCUUGCUCGUGCCCAACAUGAGCUCGACUCCGUCGUCGGGCGUGAUCGAUUUAUAUGUGAGUCGGAUCUAUCAAAAUUUCCUUUCCUCCAUGCUAUUGUCAAGGAGACCUUGCGGCUACAUCCCCCGCUCCCUCUUUCUCUCCCCCGCAUGACGGUUGAAGACUUUGAGAUCGAUGGCUAUCUCAUUCCCAAAGGUGUUACCGUACUUAUUAAUGUUUGGGCUAUUGGUCGUGAUUCCGCCUCUUGGCCCGAUGAUCCCUGCAAAUUCAAUCCUGAUCGGUUCGGCUCGAGUUCGCUGCAUGCAAAUGUUGAUGCUAAAGGAAACGACUUCGAGUUAAUACCUUUCGGUAUUGGGCGAAGAAUGUGCGCCGGAAUAAAUCUGGGCCUUCGAAUGCUUCAUCUCAUAACAGCCAUAUUAUUACAUUCUUUUGAUUGGACGAUGCCAGACGGUUAUAUGGCCGAAAAGUUGGACAUGGAGGAGAGUUAUGGGGUGUCUAUGCCUAAAGUAAAGCCACUUAUGGCUAAAGCAAUGCCAAGGCUCGCACCUAAUACAUAUCUUUAAUUUUUGUAUGCAUGUCAUCUUAAUUUUGCAUGAAAUAAUUUUGUCUAGAUAAUGACCUAUCAAAUACAAUUGUGUAAUGUUGAACUAUUUAUCAUCC